ACAGGGCUGCAUGAUUUGUUCCUGCUCAGGAAGUCGUCUGUUCACCCAGGAGCUGGGGCGAGAAGGAAGAAAUUGAUCUCUGCCAGGCUGUGCAGCUGGUGGGCGGGGGCAUUUCAGAGUCAUCCCCCACACCGCUGCGCCGAGGAGCUAGGGGGCUUUAUCUGCCACCCCUUAGCCUUCGAGGACAGUUUAAGGUUGGACCUGAGCCCACAUUCUUGGCUGCCUGCCCAGGCACCAAGGGAAGUUGCAGCAGGGCCCGGAUGGACUGGCAGCUUCAGCCCAGCCCUGCUUCCGGCAGGUCAGAAGCCAGGGACAAAAACAGGGAAGACAGGAGGUCAUGGAGACUCGCAGCUCCUGAGAAAAGGAUGCUACAGCUGAGCCUGCCCUGGCUUGGCCUGGGGCCCGUGGCUGCCUCCCUAUGGCAUCUCCUGCUGCUUGGUGGGGCCUCCUGGAUUCUAGCCCGAAUUCUGGCCUGGAUCUAUGCCUUCCACGACUACUGCUGCCGCCUUCGCUGCUUCCCGCAGCCCCCUAAACCAAACUGGUUUUGGGGUCAUUUGGCCAUGAUGACGAACAGUGAGGAAAGCAUGCAGUUCAUUGCACGCUUGGGCCACUACUUCCGGGAUACCCAUCUCUUUUGGAUUGGACCUGUCUACCCUGUCCUGCGGCUCAUCCACCCUAAGUUCAUUGCUCCCCUGCUUCAAGCCUCAGCUGCUGUCGCACCCAAGGAAAUGACUCUCUAUGGCUUCCUGAAGCCCUGGCUAGGGGACGGGCUCCUGCUGAGUGCUGGUAAGAAGUGGAGUCACCACAGACGCCUGCUGACACCGGCCUUUCACUUCGACAUCCUGAAGCCCUACGUGAAGAUUUUUAACAAGAGUGUGAACAUCAUGCACGCCAAGUGGCAGUGCCUGGCCUCCGAGGGCAGCGCCCGUCUGGACAUGUUUGAACACAUCAGCCUCAUGACUUUGGACAGUCUGCAGAAAUGCAUCUUCAGCUUCGACAGCAACUGUCAGGAGUCCCCCAGUGAAUACAUUGCAGCCAUCUUGGAGCUCAGUGCCCUCGUAGUAAAAAGGUCCCAGCAGCUCCUCCUGUAUUCGGACUUCCUGUACUACCUCACUGCUGAUGGGCGGCGCUUCCGCAAAGCCUGUGACCUGGUGCACAACUUCACAGAUGCUGUCAUCAGGGAGAGACGCCGCACCCUCAAUAACCAGGGUGUUGAUGCAUUCCUCAAGGCCAAGGCUAAGACUAAAACUUUAGACUUCAUUGAUGUGCUCUUGCUGGCCAAGGAUGAACAUGGAAAGGAGCUGUCAGAUGAGGACAUUCGAGCAGAGGCUGACACCUUCAUGUUUGGAGGCCAUGACACCACAGCCAGUGCGCUCUCCUGGAUCCUAUACAACCUGGCGAGGCACCCGGAAUACCAGGAGCGCUGCCGGCAGGAGGUGCAGGAGCUCCUGAGGGACCACAACCCUGAGGAGAUUGAAUGGGACGACCUGGCCCAGCUGCCCUUCCUGACCAUGUGCAUCAAGGAGAGUCUGCGGCUGCACCCCCCAGUCUCAAUAAUCUCCCGGCGCUGCACCCACGACGUUGAGCUGCCAGAUGGCCGGGUCAUCCCCAAAGGGACCGUCUGUGUCGUCAGCAUUUUCGGGGUUCACCACAACCCUUCAGUCUGGCCAGACCCUGAGGUCUAUGACCCCUUUAGAUUUGACCCUGAAAACAUCAAAGACAGGUCACCUCUGGCAUUCAUUCCCUUCUCAGCGGGCCCCAGGAACUGCAUAGGACAGACUUUCGCCAUGAGCGAGAUGAAGGUGGCGCUGGCGCUGACGCUGCUGCGCUUCCGCGUCCUGCCGGACGACAAGGAGCCGCGCCGGAAGCCGGAGCUGAUCCUGCGCGCAGAGGGCGGGCUGUGGCUGCGGGUGGAGCCGCUGAGCGCGCAGUGACCCCAUGCCUGGCCUGGGACCUCACAGCUCCUUGGAUCUCUACAUAAACGGAGCUGCCUCCUGUGCCAGAAAUGGCAAGGAGCGCCAGCCCAGAAUAGGGUCUCCAUGCGGAUGGGCAUUCCCCUGGAGCUCACGCCUAGAUUUUUAUCUUGUGAGAGCCACUGCAGGUGUUUGAACGGGAGAAGGUUUUCCUGUGGAUUCGUGGCUCUGUGGUCAUUGAGGCAAAUCCUUAAAUUCACCUUUAUUUUAUUUUCGUCAAACUUAGAGCUAUCCUCCUUGCUUUUGUCCUUAAGGUGCUGCACUUAAAGGAGUGGAACACUAUGAAGGGGUAAUGGUAGAAUCUGAAGAUUGUUCCUUAAGCAAGGGGAACCUUGGAACCCCUGAGGAUGGUUUUAUAUAACUUUCAGGGCUUGUGAUGGAUAGAGCAGCUAAAAUUUACGUGAAAUCACAGUAACACUCCCCAACUUCCUUUCGCCUUUUCUGCAACAGAGCUCUUAUCCCUUGCGCUUCCCUCUUCCUGCCGGAGGCUGUCACAUAAUUUCCUUAUUGAAUAAGUUCUGGGCUUUGACUUUCCCUCUCCCAUCAUGAGACCAUUAAAACUGAGUUUCAGACUUCGAAGCCAGCCUGGUUUACCAAGCGAGUUCCAGGAUGACCAAGGCUAUACAGAAAAACCCUGUUGUUGUAGAGUAUUAGUAUUUACUAUUGAUACAUCUUUUAGUUAAGCAGCAGUUAUUCCUAAACAGCUGUAUAACCAAAUCACCGCACAGAGACUGGGAUUUAUUUAAUUAAUCUAGAGCACAAUGCGGGGCAAUAGUUACUCCAUCCUAAACCUCCAAGCCCACAUAGUUUCCUACCAUUCAGAUUCACCCAUUAUACUUGAUUUAGUGAUAUCUUAUGUCCGGUUCAUUUCUCCACAUGGUUCCAAGACCUCUCCUACUGAUUCUCCUCUCCUCCUCUCUCCUGCUUCCUUCCUCCUUCUCCCACUCUGGACCAGGAUGUCCCACCCUAUUCUCAGCAUUGCUCAGCAAUGUGGCUGGCUGUUUUAAUAGACAAUAUAGAGAACAAAUGGUGGCAUGUUUACAAAAACUUGAGACAGGUGAUGCUUAGAAUAAGCAUCACAAUGCAAUGUCCAGAUUGAAACCAGGUAGUGGGGAAGAGAAAUCAGCAUUUGAAUGAACAAGGGUAAAUUGUAAACAUUCCAAAAGAACAUUAUACCAACACCCUAUCUCAAACAAACAAACAAAACCAAAAAACUUAUUUUUAACUGGGCAUGGUUCUGCAUCUCUACUCCCAGUAUUGGGAGGCUGAAGCAGACAGAUGUUGGAAACCGAAGGCUGAAGUCAGUCUAUGCUACACAGUGAAACAGUGUCUCAAAGUGGGGUGCAGGGAUGUUGGCAGAAGGCUUGCCUAUCCUGCAGGAAGGGUAGGCAUCCCCGUGAUCUGGGCAUGGUGGUACAAGCCUAAAAUCUAUCACUUGGGAGUCGGAAGGAGGAGGGUCAGAAAUCCAAGGUCAUCCUUAUCUACACAACAAGUUACAAGCCCUCCUGGUAUGCAUGAGGCCCUGCCUCAAAAACAUUACUUAUUAUUAUCUCAUGUGGGGGUGGCAUAUAUGCCUCAGUGUGUGUGUGAAGGUCAGAGGACAACUUGUGGGAAUGGGUUCUCUUUUAUUGUACUGCAGAGACUCCUGGAUUGAAUGCAGGCCCUCAGGUUUGGCGUUUACUAUUCAGCUGCCUCACAGCCCCUCAAGUAAGAUUUUACAUGCCCUUAGUAUACUGGUGUCUCCAUUCUUUGAUGUGUUGGGAUAAUAAUUACCUUUGAUUUUAUGGUUUUCAGACCAUAGUUAUCCAUAUCAGAUAUUACAUAGCAUAAAAGAUCAUAAACUUUGAGCAAAUAAAGGGGACAGGUGUACUUUGGGACAUAUUCCCUUGGUAAUGUUUUUUGUCCUUUGUUUGGGAGAAGAAUAAAAAAUGGGUAUUUUGGUAGUUACUGGGUGGACUGUUUCAGGGACUGCAACUGUUAGUUUUUGGCCACCAUACUCAUUAUUGCCUUUAUUUACUUGUUUGUUUGAAUUUAUAAUGUAGUUACAACAUUUAUCUUUUCCCUUUCCUCUUUUCAAACCCUGCCAUAUCCUUUCCUACUCUCCUUUAUAUUCAUGGCCUCUUAUUUCAUUGUUACUGUAUGAUUUCCUAAAUAUGAAUAUGAAUUCCUAAGUAGGAAUAUAGAUAUAUUCCUAAAUAUACUUGUGUGUUUUCAAGGCUGACCAUUUAUUUAUGCCAGAUUUAGUGAUGUAAACCUUUAAUCUUAGCACUCAGGAAACUGAGGCAAGUGGAUCUUUGUGAAUCAAGGCUAGCCUUGUCUAGCCUGGUCUAUACAGCAAGUUCCAGGACAGCCAGGACCAUGCAGUGGGACCCUGUCUCAAAAAAUAAUGUUUUAAAAUUUUAUGUGUUAUGUGUUUCCUUGUAUGAGUGUUCUCCGUACAUGAGUAUAGGUGAGCACAGAGUCCAGAAGAGGGUAUUAGUCCUGAGAACAGAAUGCUGAUCCUCUGCUGUAGCAGCAAGUGCUCUUAACUGCUGAGCUGUCUUUCCAGCCCCAUGAUUCCCACAACUGUGGAGUCUGUUUUGAGGGGGGAAAUAGGGAUUCUUCAAUUAUAUUUUUAUUUUCAAAUAAUUUUUGGCUAUUCUAUGCCUUUGGGGUUUUCACAUACAUUUCACAAUCGGGUGAAUGGCAGUGGACAUCUUUCAUCCUAGCACCCAGGAAGCAGAGCCAGGUGGAUCUGCCAAGUUCCAUGCCAUUUUGACCAAAUGGUGAGACCCCCGUCUCAAAAUUAAUCAAUUACUUUCAUAAUCAGUGUGUCUAUUUCUACAAAGAAUGCUGCUCCAAUUUUGUUAAAACUCCUUUAAAUCAAGCCAGGUGUGGUGGCACACUCCUGUAAUCCCACACCAGGGAGGCAGACACAGGUGGUUUGCUGUGAGUUCCAGGCCAGUCUGGUCUACAAAGUGAGUUUAGAAUAGCCAAGGAUACACAGAGAGACCCUGUCUAAAGGAAAAAACAUUUAAAUCAAUAGGCCAAUUUGAAGAGAAUGCAUUUUAACAUUGUUGAGUCAUCCUUUCCAUGAACAUUGUAUGUCUCUCCAUGUAUUUGGAUCUCCUUGAAUUCGCUCAUCAGUGCCUUAAGGUUUUUAUUGUAGAUAUCUUGCACAUAUUUAGUAAACAUUUUGUAAAUACA
Molecule: messenger RNA, 5159 nt
Organism: Psammomys obesus (fat sand rat)
Lineage: Eukaryota; Metazoa; Chordata; Mammalia; Rodentia; Muridae
Product: cytochrome P450 4F6
Exons: 14
Coding region: 261-1934 (557 amino acids)
Molecular function (GO): heme binding; oxidoreductase activity, acting on paired donors, with incorporation or reduction of molecular oxygen; iron ion binding
Source: RefSeq, a predicted model, not a curated record